This is a messenger RNA of Pan troglodytes (chimpanzee), 1874 nucleotides long. RefSeq names its product transmembrane protein 158 (gene TMEM158). Gene Ontology annotation, molecular function: peptide binding. The coding region runs from base 311 to 1216 and encodes 301 amino acids. The transcript has a single exon. NCBI's taxonomy places the organism in Eukaryota, Metazoa, Chordata, Mammalia, Primates, Hominidae. The record is from RefSeq and is a predicted model, not a curated record.
AGGCGGAGCCGAGCCGGGGAAUCCUGCUCUGGGAUAGCACCCGGCCCCGCAGAGCAGCGCGGCAGCCCAAGGGCCCCGGCGCCGGGGGCGGCGGGGAACCCCAAACGCAACCGGGUCUGGAGGGAUCCCCGCGCCGAGCCAGCCGCCGUCACCGCCUCCGCGCCGCCCCUGCGGGCUUGGCAGGCGCCCGGCGCGCCCGCACUGCGCCCGGCCGCCGGCUCCCGCGGUCCCACCGUGAGCUCGCCGGCCCGUCGCCCGCUCGCCAUGCAGCCGCCGCCGGCCUCGCGCGCGUAGGCGCCCGCCGCAGGCCAUGCUGCCCCUGCUCGCCGCGCUCCUGGCCGCCGCCUGCCCGCUGCCGCCCGUCCGCGGCGGGGCCGCGGACGCGCCCGGCCUCCUCGGGGUGCCCUCCAAUGCUUCAGUCAACGCGUCCUCCGCGGACGAGCCCAUCGCCCCGCGGCUGCUGGCCUCGGCGGCCCCCGGGCCCCCCGAGCGCCCGGGCCCGGAGGAGGCGGCGGCGGCGGCGGCGGCGCCGUGCAACAUCAGCGUGCAGCGGCAGAUGCUGAGCUCGCUGCUCGUGCGCUGGGGCCGCCCGCGGGGCUUCCAGUGCGACCUACUGCUCUUCUCCACCAACGCGCACGGCCGCGCUUUCUUCGCCGCCGCCUUCCACCGCGUCGGGCCGCCGCUGCUCAUCGAGCACCUGGGGCUGGCGGCAGGCGGCGCGCAGCAGGACCUGCGCCUCUGCGUGGGCUGCGGCUGGGUGCGCGGUCGCCGCACCGGCCGCCUCCGGCCCGCCGCCGCCCCCAGCGCCGCCGCCGCCACCGCCGGGGCGCCCACCGCGCUGCCAGCCUACCCCGCGGCCGAGCCGCCCGGGCCGCUGUGGCUGCAGGGAGAGCCGCUGCAUUUCUGCUGCCUAGACUUCAGCCUGGAGGAGCUGCAGGGCGAGCCGGGCUGGCGGCUGAACCGUAAGCCCAUUGAGUCCACGCUGGUGGCCUGCUUCAUGACCCUGGUCAUCGUGGUGUGGAGCGUGGCCGCCCUCAUCUGGCCGGUGCCCAUCAUCGCCGGCUUCCUGCCCAACGGCAUGGAACAGCGCCGGACCACCGCCAGCACCACCGCAGCCACCCCCGCCGCAGUGCCCGCAGGGACCACCGCAGCCGCCGCCGCCGCCGCCGCUGCCGCCGCCGCCGCGGCCGUCACUUCGGGGGUGGCGACCAAGUGACCCGCUCCGCUCCUCCCUGUGUCCGUCCUGUGUCCGCGCGCGCGGGUGCCUUUCCCCCCGGAGACUCGGCCGGUGUGCUUCGUGCUGUAGUUAUCGUUAGUUCCUCUUCCCGAGAUGGGGCCGCCGAGAGACCCCAGCGCCUUUGAAAAGCAAGGUUUGUGCUGCGCUUCCAGUUCCGAAAAGCAGAUGUUUAAGCCCUUGGACUGAGGGUGGGAUCGCAGCUCCGAAGACGGAGAGGAGGGAAAUGGGGCCCUUUCCCCUCUAUUGCAUCCCCCUGCCCGACUCCUUCCCCGCACCCACGUGCCCUAGAUUCAUGGCAGAAAAUGACCAAAUCCUGUGUAUUUGUUUUAUAUAUUUAAUAACUGUUUUAAAUGAAAGUUUUAGUAAAAAAAUACAAAACAAAAAGAUUAAAUUGCUAUUGCUGUAGUAAGAGAAGCUCUUUGUAUCUGAACAUAGUUGUAUUUGAAAUUUGUUGUUUUUUAAUUUAUUUAAAAUUGGGGGGAGGGCAUGGGAAGGAUUUAACACCGAUAUAUUGUUACCGCUGAAAAUGAACUUUAUGAACCUUUUCCAAGUCGAUCUAUCCAGUGACGUGGCCUGGUGGGCGUUUCUUCUUGUACUUAUGUGGUUUUUUGGCUUUUAAUACAGACAUUUUCCUCCA